AUGGUGCGCCGAGCCAUUGCCUGUCGCCUCGGUGAAUUGGCACUCUCGAUGAUAGACACAUAUGAAGAGCGUCAGAAACAGUUAGCAUUGGCAGCCGCAGCUUCUGCGCCCACUACCACCACCACAAACUCCGCUUCAUCUAACAUUAAUGGUUCAAAAUUGAAGACAUCCUCCUCUCCUCGUGUACUAAAGCGUGUCCGGCGUCAGAGACACAGUAGACGGUCAGAUGGACCCUCGAAUAAAGCUAGAACCGGCCUGCCAGACGAAGCCGGCGAGGUUGGAACUUAUCAAUCAGCCAAAGAUGGCAAUUACUAUAGAAUUUUGGACAGCAAACAGAAUGACAAAGAAAACUUCGUUAUUCGUCCCGAAUGUUAA
Molecule: messenger RNA, 375 nt
Organism: Protopolystoma xenopodis
Lineage: Eukaryota; Metazoa; Platyhelminthes; Monogenea; Polystomatidea; Polystomatidae
Source: the annotation of a GenBank genome assembly